GUUAAAAUAAGCUCGUAGUUCACUUUCGUUUGUGAAAUAAUCCACAAGUUACUUUAAAAAUGAGUCACGAAAAGGAAAUUUUGAUGGAUACAGAAGCAAAAACUGCAGAAACGGAUCCUCCUCCUUAUAAUUCAGUUAUUUCGGGUCAACCUUCAACCUCAAAUAAUGAGAGGACUUCCCCUACAACUGUUAUUCACAUUUACGUUAAUGAAGCUGAUAGAUGUCCAAAGUGUCAAGUUGCCUUUUUGGAAUAUGAUGAAGUGACUUCCGCAAAUCAACAUGCGUGGUUCUUUUGCUUGCUUUUUGCAUGUUGCAUCAUUUCUUGGCUACCGUACGUAUUACAAAAUUGCGCAUUUAAACGAGGAAGAUGCAAAAAUUGUGGAUAUGUGGCAAAAGAAAUUUUAAAUACAACCAGAAUCACUAUUUUGUAUAUGCUUGGUUUUAUUCUUGCUUUCGUAAUGAUUGAUUUCGUAUUACAAAUUUCUGUAAUCUUUAUAGAUUAGCCAACUUAGUUUUUAUAUUUUAUGAGCAUCAAAAUUAUAAAACAAAAAAAAAAUUCAAAAGAAAUUCAUAAGUUUAGUAAAUAUGUGUAUUAAUUUUUUACUGAGUUAUAUAUUUAGUAUAAAUAUUUUGGUUUUAAAAAAACUUUAAAUCAUAAAU
Messenger RNA from Culicoides brevitarsis, 660 nucleotides. RefSeq lists its product as uncharacterized. Bases 60 to 503 code for a protein of 147 amino acids. NCBI's taxonomy places the organism in Eukaryota, Metazoa, Arthropoda, Insecta, Diptera, Ceratopogonidae. The record is from RefSeq and is a predicted model, not a curated record. The transcript has 3 exons.